Capsella rubella is the source of this 1631-nucleotide messenger RNA. RefSeq names its product extensin-2. The transcript has a single exon. Bases 1 to 1479 code for a protein of 492 amino acids. Lineage: Eukaryota; Viridiplantae; Streptophyta; Magnoliopsida; Brassicales; Brassicaceae. The record is from RefSeq and is a predicted model, not a curated record. Gene Ontology annotation, biological process: plant-type cell wall organization. Gene Ontology annotation, molecular function: structural constituent of cell wall.
AUGAUCUCCUCAAGAAUGGUGGGACGAGUGCAUUGCAUGGUUUAUGUCGUGGUCUUGAGUGCCAUCGCGGCUACAGUGAGAGCAUAUCCUUACUCCUCCCCUCAAACACCCCAAUACAGUUCUCCGGUUUACAAACACGAAUCACCUUAUUCAUCACCUAAAAAGUAUUCUCCAUACUAUUCGGCAUCACCUCCAACUCCACUACAAUAUAGAAGACAAGGUCCUAAGCACACCCCACAUUCGAAACCAUAUGUUUACACAUCUCCACCACCACCGACUUACUACUCCCCUUCUCCUAAAGUAGACUACAAGUCGCCACCUCCACCAUACGUCUACAGCUCCCCACCACCACCUUAUUACUCUCCUUCUCCUAAGGUCGACUACAAGUCUCCACCUCCCCCAUACGUCUACAGCUCCCCACCACCACCUUAUUAUUCUCCAUCCCCAAAGGUCGACUACAAGUCUCCACCACCACCAUACGUCUACAGCUCCCCACCACCACCUUAUUACUCUCCUUCCCCAAAGGUUGAUUACAAGUCUCCACCUCCACCAUAUGUCUACAGCUCCCCACCGCCACCAUAUUACUCUCCUUCCCCAAUGGUCAACUACAAGUCUCCACCUCCACCAUACGUGUACAGCUCCCCACCACCACCUUAUUACUCUCCUUCCCCAAAGGUCGACUACAAGUCUCCACCUCCACCAUACGUCUACAGCUCCCCACCACCACCUUAUUACUCUCCUUCUCCUAAGGUUGACUACAAGUCUCCACCUCCCCCAUACGUCUACAGCUCCCCACCACCACCUUAUUAUUCUCCAUCCCCAAAGGUCGACUACAAGUCUCCACCACCACCAUACGUCUACAGCUCCCCACCAGCACCUUAUUACUCUCCUUCUCCUAAGGUCGACUACAAGUCUCCACCUCCCCCAUACGUCUACAGCUCCCCACCACCACCUUAUUAUUCUCCAUCCCCAAAGAUCGACUACAAGUCUCCACCACCACCAUACGUCUACAGCUCCCCACCACCAACUUAUUACUCUCCUUCCCCAAAGGUUGAUUACAAGUCUCCACCUCCACCAUAUGUCUACAGCUCCCCACCGCCACCAUAUUACUCUCCUUCCCCAAAGGUCAACUACAAGUCUCCACCUCCACCAUACGUGUACAGCUCCCCACCACCACCUUAUUACUCUCCUUCCCCAAAGGUCGACUACAAGUCUCCACCUCCACCAUACGUCUACAGCUCCCCACCACCACCUUAUUACUCUACUUCCCCAAAGGUCAACUACAAGUCUCCACCUCCACCAUACGUGUACAGCUCCCCACCACCACCUUAUUACUCUCCUUCCCCAAAGGUCGACUACAAGUCUCCACCUCCCCCAUACGUCUACAGCUCCCCACCACCACCUUAUUACUCUCCUUCUCCUAAGGUUGACUACAAGUCUCUACCUCCACCAUAUGUCCCGAAGACACCUUACUAUUGAAUUGGUUUGUAACCUUGCAUGGUUGCAAUAAUUAUUUUCUUAUGGAUUUUGUCCCUUGUUACACCCUUUUUCUUAUAUUGUGAUUUGAGUCUUCUGAAUUUAUUUUUUGUUACACUAUCUCUUGAAGAUUUUAUGUAACCAAUAAAUUUUUA